Molecule: messenger RNA, 1516 nt
Organism: Acanthochromis polyacanthus (spiny chromis)
Lineage: Eukaryota; Metazoa; Chordata; Actinopteri; Pomacentridae
Gene: rfc4
Product: replication factor C (activator 1) 4
Exons: 11
Coding region: 171-1244 (357 amino acids)
Biological process (GO): DNA-templated DNA replication; DNA repair
Cellular component (GO): nucleus; DNA replication factor C complex
Molecular function (GO): ATP binding; DNA binding; DNA clamp loader activity
Source: RefSeq, a predicted model, not a curated record
UGUCGUCAGCGGAACUGGUGUUCGCAGCCAGAGCGGGAAAGACGCUGUUGCUGGUGAUGCGUUUGUAAUACAGAAUACAGCUGAAAGUGAGGCAGGAGGUUGUCAGAAUUAUUUUCACAGGGAGACCGUGGAUCUUAAUAACACCGACUGUGUGAUCUUCAGGAGGAAUCAUGCAGGCCUUUUUGAAAGGAGCAACUGUUCAGGCAACCAGACCUCAGAAAGACAAGGCGGCAGCAGGACCCAGCACAGAGAAGAAAGCCAAGGCGAUACCUUGGGUGGAAAAAUACAGGCCAAAAUGUGUCGAUGAGGUGGCUUUUCAGGAAGAGGUUGUAGCAGUGCUGAAGAAAUCUCUGGAAGGAGCAGAUCUUCCAAACUUGCUCUUCUAUGGGCCUCCUGGAACAGGAAAGACUUCCACCAUCUUAGCUGCUGCCAGAGAACUUUAUGGUCCAGAGCUGUACAGACAGAGGGUGCUGGAGCUGAACGCCUCAGAUGAACGAGGCAUCCAGGUCAUCAGAGAGAAGGUCAAGAACUUUGCUCAGCUCACUGUAGCUGGGACUCGGACAGAUGGGAAGCUGUGUCCUCCUUUUAAGAUCAUCAUCCUCGAUGAAGCAGACUCCAUGACGGCACCGGCUCAGGCUGCUCUCAGACGAACCAUGGAGAAGGAGUCUCGCACCACCCGCUUCUGUCUCAUCUGUAACUAUAUCAGCAGGAUUAUUGAGCCUCUGACUUCCAGAUGUUCCAAGUUCCGCUUCAAACCUCUAGCCAACCAGAUCCAAGAAGAGCGUCUGCUGGAGAUCUGCAAAAAGGAGAACCUCAAGUACACUAAAGAGAGUAUAACAGCAUUGGUGCAGGUGUCCGAGGGAGACCUACGGAAAGCAAUCACAUUUCUCCAGAGCGCUGCACGCCUCAACGUCGACAAGGAAAUCACUGACCGCGCUAUCGUUGAAAUAGCUGGGGUCGUUCCUGUCAAGAUGAUUGACAACUUGCUGCAGAUCUGUUUCAGAGGAACAUUUGAGAAACUAGAAGUAGCAGUCAAGGACAUCGUGGAUGAAGGCUACUCAGCCACACAGAUCCUAAGUCAGCUGCAUGACUCCAUCAUAGAGCAGGACCUGAAUGACAAGCAGAAGUCAGCCAUCACAGAGAAAAUGGCAGUUGUGAGUAAGUGCCUGUCAGACGGCGCAGACGAGUACCUGCAGAUGUUGAGUCUGUGUUCAGUCAUCAUGCAGCAGGCCUCUGAGAACUGAAACUCCACAAAGCAACAUCUCCUUCAUAAAAGAUCACUGUCAUCUGUUUCCAUCAGGACCAGCAGCCUUACAGAGACAUGAGCACCUCACUCUGAUGUGAGUCGGUUCAGAGUUGUAGUUUAGCAUUCCCAGCUGUGGAUACUAGAUUAUGAUGUUUACCUUUCACAAAUCGCCACAAUUCACUUGAGGAGCACUUCAAUAUAUUACUGAUCGACAUAUUGUACACUUUUUGAGUUUUGGAAAGUAAUAAAUAGUCUUUUUGUAUCUUUUCA